ACUGCCCGCGUGCUGAGGAUUGGGAACAGCUGCGGUGUUGAAGUGGGAGGCGUUUAUUGGGUCGUGAAGGGCUUUGCAUCUCGUGGGGCGCUGUGGAAGUGGUGGCCUAUCGUUUCCACAAACGACCAGCAGGAUUUGAAGACGGUGAUCUGCAGACCAAUCGUAGUUUAUCCAGGUCUUCGGAAGAUGGAUUAUGGCUAUGGGUACAGCUCGUAUGAGGGCCACACAGGUGACCCACGGCUUGACCUGGAGUAUGAGCGCCAGUUCAGCCAGUACAAGGUCCCGGACCCGGUGCGGAAGUUUGUCGUUCAUCUACGAAACAUGAUCCGCGAGAACAACGUGGACGACGUGCAGCAACUGUACGAGCACGAGUUUCCGAGGAUCACACAGGAGUUCUUCGAGGGUCAGCCGUGGCCGGAGGCGGCCGACAUCGCGCCCUACAUUGGCGACGACCCCAGCAACCUGAUGUUCAUGAUCCUGUACAAGGAGCUGUACUUUCGGCAUCUGUACGCGCUGCCAGCCUCCAACCUGAAGAUCGAGAACCGCUUUCACUCGUACUUCAACUACUGCAGCCUCUUCAACAUGAUUCUGUUGACGGAGACGCCAAUUAACCUGGAGUUGCCGAACCAGUGGCUGUGGGAUAUCAUCGACGAGUUCAUCUACCAGUUCCAGGCGUUCACGCAGUACCGCAGCAAGCUGGCCAAGAAGUCGCCGGACGAGUUGGAGCAGCUGCGAGAGAACGCCACCGUCUGGAAUGUGCUCAGCGUCCUGAACGUGCUGCACUCGCUGGUGGAGAAGAGCAACAUCAACCAGCAGCUGGAGGUGUACACGAGCGGCGGCAAUCCAGACUCGGCGGCCGGCGAGUUCGGCCGCCACCCACUGUACAAGAUGCUGGGCUACUUCAGCCUGAUUGGCCUGCUGCGACUGCACUCGCUCCUCGGAGACUACUAUCAGGCCAUCAAGGUGCUCGAGAACAUCGAGCUCAACAAAAAGGCGCUGUACUCGCGCGUGCCGGCCUGCCAGAUCACCACCUACUACUACGUCGGCUUCGCCUACCUGAUGAUGCGGCGCUACGCGGACGCCAUCCGCACCUUCUCCAACAUCCUGCUGUACAUCCAGCGUACCAAGCAGCAGUUCCAGGGGCGCGGCUACCAGUCGGACCACAUCAACAAGCAGACGGACCAGAUGUACACGCUGCUGGCCGUCUGCCUGGUGCUUCAUCCGCAGUCGAUCGACGAGUCGGUCCAGUCGCAGCUCAACGACAAGUACCACGAGAAGAUGCUCAAGAUGUCCCGCGGAGUCAGGGAGGAGUUCGAGACCAGCUUCACGUUCGCGUCGCCCAAGUUCCUGUCGCCGGUGCCGCCGCCGCUGGACGGCCUGGCUGGCAGCCUGCGCGAGCCGCAGAAGCAGCAGCUGACCGUCUUCAUGGACGAGGUGGACCAGCAGGUGUUUCUGGAUGCGGUGGCGCGGCACAGCUCCUACGAAGCCGCCAUGAAAUGUGCCUCCGAAGCUAAGGGCCAGACCGUCUACCUGGACGUCAGCAUACCCAUCAUGCGCAGCUACCUGCGCCUGUACACCACCAUGCCGGUGGAGAAGAUGUCCGCCUUCCUGGGGCUGGGCCAGGACGUGUUCCGUAGCUACCUGAUGUGCUUCAAGCACAAGAUGAAGAACGUGGUGUGGUCGCGCGGCACGUCCGGACUGGACGGCGAGUUCCAGUCCGACUCGGAGAUCGACUUCUACAUCGACGGCGACAUGAUCCACAUCGCCGACACCAAGGUGGCGCAGCGGUACGGCGACUUCUUCAUCCGGCAGAUCCACAAGCUCGAGGAGCUCAACCACAGCCUGCGCGCCAUCAAGGUUUAGUGGGCGCCGCCGCCGCCAGGUGGCAGGCCGGUCGACGGCAACGCGACGGACGGAGAGGUGAUACGGCUGGCGGGGCGGGAUGCGGCGAGCCUGUGUCCGCCCGUGGUCGCACCGGUCUCCAGCCCGGUCUGGGUCUUCUGAUGCGCGCGUUGGUGUCUGAACCAAUACACAACACAGGAUUAGG
Pollicipes pollicipes is the source of this 2047-nucleotide messenger RNA. RefSeq names its product eukaryotic translation initiation factor 3 subunit L. Lineage: Eukaryota; Metazoa; Arthropoda; Thecostraca; Pollicipedomorpha; Pollicipedidae. The record is from RefSeq and is a predicted model, not a curated record. The transcript is spliced from 14 exons. The coding region runs from base 187 to 1863 and encodes 558 amino acids. Gene Ontology annotation, cellular component: eukaryotic translation initiation factor 3 complex; cytoplasm. Gene Ontology annotation, biological process: translational initiation. Gene Ontology annotation, molecular function: translation initiation factor activity; protein binding.